Medioppia subpectinata is the source of this 2094-nucleotide messenger RNA. NCBI's taxonomy places the organism in Eukaryota, Metazoa, Arthropoda, Arachnida, Sarcoptiformes, Oppiidae. The record is from the annotation of a GenBank genome assembly.
AUGUUCAAGAUUUAUUUGAUUGCAAAUAUGUAUCGAUUGAAUACUUUGUUCACGAAAUACAGCAAAAGUGUCCCAUUAGUGGCGUCAAUACCGGCUAUAAUAGCGGGUAAUGAUUGGUAUGAAUACAUCCGUCACAACAAUACCACCAAAAGUCACACAAACUCUUCAUUCAAACUAUCGCUAACUCUAAGAAGCGCUCAUUUGGAGGACACGGCGACCGCCGAUCACAUGAGCCAAGUAUAUGAACGAGUUUUGCCAUCAGUGGUAAAGGUUUUCCUUAAAGAAGGCAAUGGCAGCGGAUCUCUUGUGGACGACUCGGGUCUCAUUGUGACCAACGCUCACGUGACAGAGGACUGGCCGCGAGUGAUGAUCCAUCUCUCGGAAUCGAUGCCCAAAUCAGUGCUUUUCGGCGAAGACGACUACAACACCGGCGACGACGACGACGACGACCCUUACAAGUAUUUCGCCGACACCGAAGACGAGUACACGGAUGAACUGCCCGGACACGUCAUCUACUGCGACAAAACUCUGGAUUUGGCUGUUGUGCGCGUGUUUACGGCUCCGAACGCUAUACCGGCGCUAACAGUAGUGGACCGCGACUUACAGCCCGGCGAACCAGUGAUGCCCAUCGGAAUGGGCGGUUCGGUGCCUUUUUGCUGCUCAUUCGGUGAGGUUCAGUUCGUUGGGAUGUCAACAGAUAGGGGCGCUGUGAAUGUGCCCCAACUCCAACAUAACGCCAUUUCAAUUCCUGGAUACUCUGGCGGCCCUGUUGUCGACCGGGACGGUAAUGUUGUGGCCGUCAGUUAUUGGGGCGGCGCCCACAAUAAUAGCGCUAUAUUGGCAAAAGAUGUUCUAGGAGUUCUCGAUAAGGCCAAGAGGUUUGAGAAGGAAAUGAUCACAAAGCGAUACGAUAUGGGAGUCAAACGAUCGCUGGGAUCGGUGUUGGAGCGCACGGACGAUGGCUUAGUGGUCACCGGUUUGGGUAUUAAAGCGGCCGAUGGUUUGCUUCUCAAAGACCGGAUUGUGAAAAUCAAUGGCAAACCUCUCAAAACGUUUACUCAAUUGGAGGAAGCGAUGCAAAGUCUAGACAAAGACCAGCCGUUGGAGCUCACGGUUAACAGUAAGGGAAAGGACAGUGAUAUAAAGAUUACGCCACUGACUGGUUUGCAUUCAAACAAAACCGCAAUCGCGGCGACGAUUGCCACUAAUUACUGGAUUCAAUACCACCGAAGAGAUGGACAAUCACUACAAUUGGUGGCAAACAAUGGAUCCAAUGGUCAUUCUAUGCUAAGAAACGUUCAAAUGACGGGAAAACCUGUGCCGACACAACCAGUAAACAGACCCAAAAUGUUCAGCGAAGAGUGGUUCUCACCGUUUGUAUCAGUGAUGGAAUCGCACCGUAUGUCUGACAGAAAGGCGGGCAUUGAUUCGCGGGAUCACAAUGAUAUUUCCGGAUUCAUAUGCCAUAAACGGGGCUUUGUUUUGGCCAGUAGUGGGACCAAUGCCCCGAAGAACGGCCAGUUCUUAGUCCGUAUGAACAGUGGCCGAGAGUUUGUCGCACACCUCGUGAACAAAUUGCCUGAGUUUGAGCUUAUGGUGCUUAUGCUGGACGACAACACUGUGACCGACUGGCCGACAGUGGAUUGGGGCGAACCAAGCGCUCUGGGACUGGACGACACGGUAUUGUCGAUUGGCUUUGACAAGUGUAUGGACAGAGAUUUUGUCUUAAACGGAACGGUCAUUGACCGGUCAAUCGCCGGCAAUGAUGUUAAUAGCAUUAAGGCUUUAGAUAGAGGGUUACAAUACGGCGUUACAAACCAUCGAUACAUACAUCACACGUCGCUAAUCGGCAAUCGGCCCGCACUGAUCAACACCGCGGGACAAGUGGUGGGCAUUACGUUUCACACCUAUAGUUAUACCGAUCACAUCGCCGUCCCUAUCGAUAACCCAUUGAUCGUCGGUUUGAAAGGAUUUAUGGAUACCUAUAACUGGGAACGGGAGGGCCCACUCCUGGGACUCGUCGUCUAUUACUUAAAUGAUGAGUUGCGGCAAGUGUUGAGUAGUAAAUACCCGGAUGUGAACGCCGAGGGCAAC